This is a messenger RNA of Cryptotermes secundus, 1551 nucleotides long. Its product is annotated as ADP-ribose pyrophosphatase, mitochondrial. Gene Ontology annotation, molecular function: ADP-ribose diphosphatase activity. The record is from RefSeq and is a predicted model, not a curated record. The transcript has a single exon. Bases 450 to 1325 code for a protein of 291 amino acids. Lineage: Eukaryota; Metazoa; Arthropoda; Insecta; Blattodea; Kalotermitidae.
UUCACCGGAUCCAAAGUUAGUCAAAAUGACUGUGAAAGGCAAAGUUGUCCCUGUGGUUAACUAAUUAAGCACUCCGCCAUGAAGGCACACGGGGGCAAAAUGACUGCAGGUUGUGGAAUAUGUCAUAUAAAUAAAAAUAAACACAAAUGGGGAGGAAAACGUAUAAGCAACGGCAGAAAAUUUUCAGUAAUUUGUUUUAGGCAGUGUGGUGUGAACUCUAGGGAGGAAGUAAAUUCGCAAUAUUUGGCCAUGUUGUUGAACUUGAUUUAGUUUACGUAAAGACAGUAAACAGUUAUUACGGAUAUUGAAUUUCAGGUUUCACAGCUUUCACAGUGUGCCAAACCGACAAUUUUUAGAACUUUGUAAUUCUGUUGUAGCACCUGAAGAAUGUGUGAUUUGUGUACGAAGGGUUUUUUCCAGCCAGUGCACUGAUAGGUUUUGUGGUCUACAUGCUAGGUGGUAGAUCAACAGUUCUGUUCAGAAUGCUUCAUCGAAAAUGUAGAAGUCAGUUUUAUCCAAGAACAAAUAAUACCGUAUCCCGUACAUUUGUACCCGACGAAAAAGUUCCAUGGGACAUUAUAUGGGAAGAAUACAAUCCAGCAACAUUCACAGCAUCUCAUAUUAAUGGACAACCGUGGGCAGAUCCUGCCAUAACAGAUAGUAAUUUUCAUCCGCAAUGGAAUAGAAUUGAUGGUAAUAUAAACCGGAAAAGCCACAUGGGACAGUAUCAGAUUGUAGACUUUCUUCCAUUAAAUCCAUUAGGACGAACAGGCCUCAGAGGAAGGGGUGUGUUGGGAAGGUGGGGUCCAAAUCAUGCAGCAGACCCAAUUGUAACAAGAUGGAAGAGAGAUGAGUCACACAAUGUAGAAUUUCAUUCAGUGACAAAGAAACCGAUUCUUCAGUUUAUUGCCAUUCAAAGAAGGGAUACUGGAGAGUGGGCAAUACCUGGUGGAAUGGUUGAUCCUGGUGAAAUGGUUACAUCAACUUUGAAGAGAGAAUUCAUGGAAGAGGCUCUGAAUAUAUUGGAAUGUGGCAGUGAUAAAAUAGAAAAGUCAAAUGCCUUGAUAGAUAAGUUUUUUGAUGAAGGGGAAGACAUUUACCAUGGUUACGUGGAUGAUCCUCGGAAUACCGAUAAUGCAUGGAUGGAAACUGUUGCAAUGAAUUUUCAUGAUGAGAGUGGAACUUCAGUUGGUGCAUUUCCUUUAUGUGCUGGUGAUGAUGCAGUAAACGUUCGCUGGAUGGAUAUCAGCAAAGAACUAACAUUAUAUGCAAGUCAUAAUGAUUUCAUAGCAAAAGUAGUUGCAAAGCAUAAUUCACAUUGGUAAUUUUCACAUUAAGGGAACAGAACGUAUUGUAACAUUCAUAAUAUUUGUACCUCAGACUUUAAUGGCAAAUGUCACACGCAUACAGGUUUGCAACUGACAUUUUGCUUUUUCUGAUUGUGCUGACAGGGGUUCUGCUUUGUAUCACUAAAUAAUUAUUCAAAGAAUUCAAUAUUAUCAAAUUAUGGUUUCUGAGGGACAGAUACAAUAAAAGAUAUUUGUGCCUUAA